CUCUCACACAAGCCGGCAGCUCCUGAGGACCGGACUCCCGGGAGCUUUAGAGACUUUAAAAGCCUCUUUCUGAAUUCUUUUCUCGUUGUUACAAUCGCGUCAAGAUGAGUGGAGUAACCAGGAGCCUGUGCACGUUUGAAGACAUCAGGAACCAGGAAUAUGGGGACGGGCGCCGGCGGCUCAGGCUCACUCUGCACGACCAGAACCAGGCGGCGCGGAGCUCAGAGCCGCACAGAGACAAGCCAAUCGGACGGGCGUUUGCGGUGGUGCAGCAGGCCAGCGACAGGACAGCGCUGACGCCCGAACCCGUGAAGUCCAAAGAGGAGCAGGUGGAAGUCAUCAAGGUUUAUCUGGAGGCGCGCAGACAGGAGCAGCAGAAACACCAGCAGAGCCUGAAGAUGCUGUCCGAUGAGGUUUCGCAGAUACAGGAGGUGAGGUAUUGCCUGAAGACGCUGAGAGAGCAGAUGGCAGCCAAAAACAAGACGCACACAAACGGGUGGAAGGUCGGCCUCCCCUUUAAGAAGAACGCCUCGUCCGCUCCCAAAGCGGCGCCCAAAGCUGACGGACAGGAAGCGGACGACGAGGCGGAGAGAGCCAAGCUGAGAGAAGUCAGCAAGCGUCUGUACGCGCAGCUGCAGGAGGCGGAAAAGAAACACCUGGAGGAGAAAGAAAGGCUUCAGGCUGAAGGCAGCAGGCUGAGAGAGUGUUUAAGUGACAAGGAGGAGAAGCUGAGGGUCACAGAGGAGGCCGGCGAGAUGAAAGACAGACGCAUCGAGGACCUCCAGAGGCUGCUGGGAGGGAUGGAGCAGGAGAGCGCCACCCUGAGGGAGGCCAUCCGCAGCCGGGAGGACGAGCUGCGCGAACUGCGCAAAAUCAGGGAGGAGGGCCACGGCGGGGAUCAAAGGGCUGAACAGUUGGAGAAGGAGGUGGCUGUCCUCAAGGAGAAGAUCCACCAUCUGGACGACAUGCUGAAGAGCCAACAGAGGAAAGUCAGACACAUGAUCGAGCAGCUUCAGAACUCCCGCAUGGUGAUCCAGGAGCGAGACCGCGUGAUCAGAGAGCUGGAGGAGAAAGUGGCGUUUCUGGAGGCUGAGAACCGAGAAAUGCACGACCAGAUUGACUACUUCCUCGGAGGGCAAAGGUCAAAUUCUUACCUAUCAUCCGACCGCAACCCGCAGAUUGUCUACAGUAAACCAAUCAAGCCGUCAACCUCGUCCAGCAAACCGCUGCCGUUCAUCAAAGUCAUCGAGAUCAAGUCGUGAAGCGAGCGUGCAGAUGAAGCCUACGCUCACUGUUCAGAAGGGCUCAGAGCCGCCAAACCCACCGAGUGCAGACUGUAACCGAACCGCUUUACUAAAACCCACGUAACCCGCCACGCCGGUCACCUCUCACGGCUGCAGUAGAAGUAAAACCAAACGCUCUCCGGGGAAACCCAUCAGCAUGUGUCUGUGUGGAGAAUCAAAAAGUUUGUUAGCUUUAAUGCAGAUACAGGUGCAUCAAAAAAACAAAAAACAAAAAAAAACCCCAGUGAAAACGUCUGUUUAUCUCAGAUUUGUUACACAUAAGCUCAAGUAUUUCAAACCUUUUUUGUUUUAUUCUUCAAAAUGUAGCUUAUAAGAUAGGGAAAUUAUAUUUCUCUAGACUGUUUUCUUCGAAAGUGAUCACAAUCAAAUUUCAAAAGAUGCUUGAACCAUUUUUUUAAUGCACCUGUAUAAAUAAGUCUCCUUUGUAAAUGAGACUGCACGUCUCAAUGGGACUACCUUUAUUAAUGAAGAUCAUUAAACAGUUUAUAUUGUCGGUGUGAUAAAGCAGGUUUUCCCUCCUCGUCCUGCUUUGCCAAGUUAUUUGACCUUUGACUUCAUAGUGUCAAAACAAAACUGUUCUGCUGCACAAAGCGCAAGAAUUUUUAUUGUGACGAUAUAAACUAACAGCGGCGUAGCAUCGGCGUCUUGAAGCUAACAUGACGGAUCACUGACUCUGUUCACCUGUUGAGUGAACAGUAUGAAGCUCAAACAUGUAAAUACUGACUACAGCCAAAAAUCCUCAUGAUGUUGGGGGAAGCUUCUUAAUAUAUCUGAGUAAUUCUUGCUUCUUGUAAAAGCCCCCCACCCAAUAACAAUGUGGCACUUUUAAGAAACUGUGAGAAAUCAGAAGGAAAACUGAAGAAGUUUCACGAUGUUGGUUCUUCCCUGAAGCCUCGUUGUUCCUCGUUCUCUGUGUAAAGCAUUUCAGCUCCCAGUCGACGUGUAAAUAUUCACCUUUGUUGUACAUAUUGUUGGAUAUGAUUUGAUGUUUUGAUUUCUACCUAACACCUUUCGUCUUUGUAUUUAUUUAUAUAAAAUAAAGCCUAUAGUCGGACUGUU
Molecule: messenger RNA, 2363 nt
Organism: Salarias fasciatus (jewelled blenny)
Lineage: Eukaryota; Metazoa; Chordata; Actinopteri; Blenniiformes; Blenniidae
Gene: tuft1a
Product: tuftelin 1a
Exons: 12
Coding region: 105-1262 (385 amino acids)
Biological process (GO): intracellular signal transduction
Cellular component (GO): intracellular anatomical structure
Source: RefSeq, a predicted model, not a curated record